UUUGCAGAGGGAGUGCUGCUAUAACAUUUAUAUUUUUUAAAGAGGGUUACAGGUCAGAAGUCAAAGCUAAAAUUCACUCAUUUCCCCUCAGUUAUCUGCACUGCUUUGAAGAAGUACAGUCCAAAAUCAUGGUGUCACUGUUCCUGCUGUCCCUACCUCUGCUCCCUGUGGUCAUCACACUUUGUCGCUCACCACUGCGGGCUCUUUAUCAUCGUGUGUGUGAGAGAGUGCUGAAGGUCCUGCGUGGGAAAGUAUGUGUCAGACGCACACAUGCCUACAUCUUCUGUGAGUGUACUCACGGCCAGGCUGAAAGCGUGCUGGCCUCGUUCGACCUUUACAUCAAAACGCACGCUUCUUUCAGCAUCGGGCCAGAAAAAGGUGUGUUCCUGGACGAGGUGGUACGACGCGAGGCUCCACUCAGGGUGCUGGAGUUGGGCAUGCACUGUGGCUACACCUCCGUCCGAAUACUGCGCCUGCUUCCCACCUCCGGCAAACUGCUCACGGUGGAGGUGGACCCGCUUACUGCCGAGAAAGGCGAGGAGAUCCUACUUGUUGCAGGUUUCAAAAACUCACAGUUCCAGGUGCUACCCUGCUCCUCAGCUGAAGCCAUCUCCAGGUUAGCAUCUCACCUCGGUGAGGACCUUUUGGACCUAGUGGUGAUGGAUCACGACCCUGAGCAGUAUCUCCCAGACCUUCUGGCCCUUCAGAGAGAGAAUCUGCUCUCUAAGCGCAGUGUCCUCAUAUUAAACAGAGUUGUGGAAGCCGGAGCUCGGGUCGUGCUGGAGUACCUCACCACCAGGCCACAUGACUACACCGUGCGCCAGCGGUUUAAAGACAUGCUGGAGAUCCGCUGCGGGAAUUCUGAGUCGUUUUAAACAUCACAUUGUGUAACAGAUCAAAAAAUUGUCCUCGAACCGUCUCAUUAUUGUUAUUUAUUUCGUUUCAAAGUAUAUUAUUAAGUGAUUGUUACAAAUUUUGGAACUAAAUAGAGAUGAGUUGAAA
Ictalurus furcatus (blue catfish) is the source of this 1002-nucleotide messenger RNA. Its product is annotated as transmembrane O-methyltransferase homolog. NCBI's taxonomy places the organism in Eukaryota, Metazoa, Chordata, Actinopteri, Siluriformes, Ictaluridae. The record is from RefSeq and is a predicted model, not a curated record. Gene Ontology annotation, biological process: developmental process; catecholamine catabolic process; dopamine metabolic process. The coding region runs from base 129 to 875 and encodes 248 amino acids. Gene Ontology annotation, molecular function: catechol O-methyltransferase activity. The transcript is spliced from 6 exons.